Molecule: messenger RNA, 1566 nt
Organism: Anopheles cruzii
Lineage: Eukaryota; Metazoa; Arthropoda; Insecta; Diptera; Culicidae
Gene: GatC
Product: glutamyl-tRNA(Gln) amidotransferase subunit C, mitochondrial
Exons: 2
Coding region: 111-707 (198 amino acids)
Biological process (GO): mitochondrial translation; glutaminyl-tRNAGln biosynthesis via transamidation; regulation of translational fidelity
Cellular component (GO): mitochondrion; glutamyl-tRNA(Gln) amidotransferase complex
Molecular function (GO): glutaminyl-tRNA synthase (glutamine-hydrolyzing) activity
Source: RefSeq, a predicted model, not a curated record
UGUAAAAUGUUUUACUUUGAAUAACAACGAAUGGUACGAAUAUACUUCAAAGUGUAGCUGCAAGGUUUGUGCGCGAUUAUGACUUCGAAUACUCUGAUCAUAGGAACUUCAUGUCCUUGCUGGAACACGAGCCUGAACCUUUGACCGUUAACCGGCUUGCCAAUUGGAGAUUUCCGUUUUCGCGAAAGAGAAUGAUUCGCGUUUUAGCCAUCCGCACAGUGCACAGACGUUGGACGUUGCUAAGGACAACGAGCGAUUCCGGUGAAACAACUCUUACGAAACAUCCAGGGAUGCUAUUAUAUCACGUGCAGUAUCCGACGAAUGUUCCGCAAGAACCGCCUGUGAAAACAAGCGACAACGCACCAGAGACGGGAACUUACAAAACAAUAACAUCCACAGUCAACAGAGAAACGGUACAACUAUUGCAGAGACUCUCUCUAGUUGAUCUCGACACCGAGGACGCCCUACGCACUCUCCACGAUUCCAUUACGUUCGCCUCACGCAUUUUGCACAUCAACACCGACGGAGUUAAACCGCUGGUGUCGGUGCUGGAAAAGGAACAAUUAAACCUUCGUGCAGACAUAGUUGACGAUGGCAAUCAGCAAGAACACGUGCUACGAAAUGCGUCCAUUACGGAAGAGGAAUACUUCAUGGCUCCACCAGGGAAUAUCCCACUGGAAUGGCAACCGAACAGAUCCGAGCCGUGAACCGAGAGCCGCGUCCAAUACAAGUGGAAGGGCUACAUUAGUACCAAUUAAUUUAUUAAUAGUAAUUUACUGUGCAUGUUUCUGUUGCAAUUAGAUACCUUUUCAGCAAGCAAUUGCACGACACAUUUUAAGAAUGAUAGGGUAAACGUGUUUAUCACUGAAGCAAUUCAACACCAGUCAGCGCCAUCAUAAACACACCUGCACGACGAUAGCACUCAAUUCUUUUACUUAAAUAAAUAAUAAUGUUUCUUUUUUUCCUUUAUAAAAGCAUGAGCAGCGGGCUAAGUUUAAAUGCCAACCUUAAAGGUAGUUUGCAAUAAUGGGUUAAUCAUAAUAACAAGCACAUGUCAAUAUUGAAAGAGCUCAAGCACAUUUCUGCAUUGCUGCGCAGACAUAUCAAAGUCUAACAAGGGCAGUAGACGAUUAUAAGCGUCAUAAAUUAAAACAAAUGGAACACUUAGUCCGGUGACUGUAUAACGCACUGGCAAUUUUAUCUCAGCAUUUGUCGUCUACCUUAUCGCUCGGCUUGAAGCCGCAAGCUGUAUUAGAGAUAGCAGGGAUUGAGACCCAAUCGACGCAAUCUAAACACAAAUAACCAUGGUCUGACCUGGUUAAGGACAAGGAUGCCUAGUAGUAAUCACCUAGUUCUAUAGUUAAUUAACAGUUGUUAUAUUGAAAGUAGAACGUAUAUUUAAACCACUUUUUCGUGCUCCGCUUCCCACGAUCUCUAUGGUAGUUUUUUACGUUUUCGGUAGCCUUCCUUUCUCUCCAAUUGUGUGCACAUCCUGAAUAAAACUAAAUAAAAUAAAUAAAAACUACGAAAAUCGUAAGUAUUUGUUUCUGCACCUUACGUGUAGGC